This is a messenger RNA of Moneuplotes crassus, 1250 nucleotides long. NCBI's taxonomy places the organism in Eukaryota, Ciliophora, Spirotrichea, Euplotida, Euplotidae. The record is from the annotation of a GenBank genome assembly.
AAAAUAUUAUAAUUAUAAUUUAGGAGUUGACUCAUAAUGAUUAGCGGUUACAAAUUGAUGCUCAGAAAAGGAUGCGAAAGAAGGUUGAUGAACUGGAUCGGAGCCAGAAAUAUCCAUACUCAGGCUACACAUCAAGAGGAGAAUAAUGCUGUCCAACUUAGAGGAAAGUUACUCCACUCUACUCAAAGAGAUGCUCCAAAUUUGAUUUGGCUGCCAGAUUUAUUGGAGCCAGCUGAAAAUUUUGAGGAAUUUUUCACAAGGCCAAAUAAUAAAGUAUUGAAGGUCAGGAAUGUCCAUUUGUUGAACUACAGAAACUUUGGAAGCUCUGAUCAUCAUGAUUCAUUUGAGAUGAGAGACUUGGCAGAAGAUAUUGUUAGGUAUAUGGAUGAUAACAAAAUUACCUUGGCUACUAUUGGAGGUCAUGGAUUUGGUGCAAAGGUUGCUACAGCUACUGCUAUUGAUAACUUGGAUAGAUUUACUGGAGUUAUGUGAUUAGAUGGAGGUCCAGUUGACCAGAAAUUCCACCCAGCUUAUACUCAACUCAAGAAUUAUGUCCUUGAACUAUCAAAAUUGGAAAUGAAUAAAAUGACUAAAGGAGAAGUUGAAAAGAAAAUCGAUGCUAUUGUAGAUGAUCCUAACUGGAACAGAAUUAUUAAGCAGAAUCUUCAAAUUCAUAGAGAAGUCCCAGAGUUCGACUUCAACCUUGAAGGACUUGCUAAAAACAUGAAAAAGAGAAAUCCAGAUGUAGCAAGAUGGUGCGAAAGUUAUGGAUUAUGGCCAGGAAGAACAUGGGCACUUUUCGCCUCUUACUCUCAUUGGAUUCACUUAUCUACGAAUACCUUGCCAUUCUAUAAUGUGUUCCCAAGACUUCAAGGACAAUUCCCAUCAAAUGAUUUCAAUAUCUUUGGAAAUGAUGAGUCUCCAAGUAACCAUUGGAUGCAUCAGUCAGAAGAUGAAUCUGAGUCAUUCCAUCUAAGUAAUAGAAUGUGGAGAUGGUUGAGAAACAAAGAUGGUGUGCAUGUCCUCCACAAUGAUAGAACUGAGAUUGGAACAUACUUGCCUGAUAGAGGAACUGAUGCCAGCGUAGGAACCGGCCAAGGAGAGUACACUCCAGAGCAUGUUCAUCACAACUAUCGUUACACAAAUGUAUACGAGAAGAGCAGAGAGUUGAGAGGUGUUGAAGGAGCCAAGCCAGGACAGUUCUUAGAGAAAGGAUCGUGGAGCCCAGAAUCCAAGUGGUAAAUACAUCA